Messenger RNA from Drosophila novamexicana, 1613 nucleotides. RefSeq lists its product as uncharacterized. The transcript is spliced from 3 exons. The coding region runs from base 14 to 1474 and encodes 486 amino acids. NCBI's taxonomy places the organism in Eukaryota, Metazoa, Arthropoda, Insecta, Diptera, Drosophilidae. Gene Ontology annotation, cellular component: SCF ubiquitin ligase complex. Gene Ontology annotation, biological process: SCF-dependent proteasomal ubiquitin-dependent protein catabolic process. The record is from RefSeq and is a predicted model, not a curated record.
AUUCGAAGAGCAAAUGUCCAAAAAGUGCAGCGUACGCUCCUUGAGCGACAGCUCCCUGGCCGAGCUGGCCAAUUUGCUGGUGUCCACAAUUAGCUAUGUACAAUAUGCGCCCGAUGUCCAACUGGACAUCAGCAUCGUGAUGGUCGAGCUGAAUGAGUAUCUGGCGCAGGCGGGCGCCACAUCCAAUAUCUAUCAGGAUCUGCUGCGCGUCAUACUCAGCUCGGAUUAUCUGGAGGCCAAUAUGCGUUUCAUUUGCCUGCAAAUGCUGCUCAAUUGUAGCGUACAUUUUCUGGUCACCGAGGUCUUUCCGCCCAGCUACUAUGAGAAGAUCCUGCAGGUGAUUGCCGCCCAGGGCGCCGGGCUGCGUGUCCUGAAUCUGAAGGGCAUUUGGGUGAAGGACGAUCACAUGCACUACAUGUACGAGAUAGUGCGGCGUUGCAAGCAGCUCAUCAAGCUAUAUGUGCCCUAUAUAGCCAACGAUCAGCUGCUGGAGGAGAUUGCCGCCAAUUGCACACGCCUGCAAAUACUGGACAUAUCGGGCGAAACGGACAUCACAGAGAUUGGCAUCGAUUGGCUGGCCAAGGGCGCCUGCGCACAGUCGCUGACAAUUGUUGACGUGGGCAUGCCCGGCGAGGAGAACAUAUGCUAUUCGGACAUAGCGCUAAUCCUGGAGCAUUGCCAUCAUGUGGAGACGCUGUCCACCUAUUCGUUUGUGGGCGCAGCGCUCAAGUUCAUACACGAUCACAUUGACAACAGCUUCCAGUGCCGCCUGAAAUAUGCCCACGACACGGCCACGGAUGAGGCCACGCUGAAUGUCAUGAUGCAGACGUGUCCGCAGCUGGAGACACUCUAUCUGGACUCGCCCAAGCUGGGCGCAUUGCGCGCCCUGCAGACGCGCACGUUGCGCAAACUCAAGAUUUGUAAAUUUAUUGUCGCCGAGCUGCUGUCGCUGUUGGAGCGUCCGAUUGGACGCAAUUUGCGGCAUCUGACCAUGAUCAAGGGCACCGGCAAUCUGGAGCUGGGCAAAUUGGCGCGCCUCUGUCCCACACUCAUCGACUUGGACUGCUAUGUGAUCGAGAGCCUGUCGUAUGCCCAGACCCAGGCGCGUUUCCAGCAGCUGGAGAGCCUCGAGAUACUCAGCUGCGACAUGCUGACCAGCUCACUGAAGGCGUUCCUCUGCAAUACGACAGACCUGAAGCGUCUCGCCGUGGAUUCCGUGGACUUUAACGAUGAGGAUAUUGUUAGCAUGUUUGUGCAGCACGAUUUCAAGGUGCUGGAGGAUAUUUGGUUUACGCUGGCGCCAGAGCUCACUGUACAGGCCGUGGAGCUUCUUAUGGACAGCUGCCCGGAGCUGCAGUCUGUCGGCCAAUUGACCGGCUGGUCGCUGUCGCCGGAUGAUUUGUCCUUGAUUCGCGGACUGCUUAAAAGUGGCAAUUCCAGCCUUGUGCUGACUUCCAACGGUUUAUUGGCUUGAAACAUAAUAAUAAUAAUAAUAAUUUGUAGUGCAGUGUAUUUGCUGCCUAUUGAAAUGCCUUACACUUUUUGAAUUUCUGCUCUUUGCAGCGCUCGCUGGCAACGUCGCCGCGUGUAUCAAAUAUUGUUAUAAUAUAAUA